Girardinichthys multiradiatus is the source of this 2631-nucleotide messenger RNA. Its product is annotated as fibroblast growth factor-binding protein 1-like. NCBI's taxonomy places the organism in Eukaryota, Metazoa, Chordata, Actinopteri, Cyprinodontiformes, Goodeidae. The record is from RefSeq and is a predicted model, not a curated record. Gene Ontology annotation, molecular function: growth factor binding. The coding region runs from base 975 to 1571 and encodes 198 amino acids. The transcript has 2 exons. Gene Ontology annotation, biological process: cell-cell signaling.
UACUAUAUGUUACUUAUGUACUGAGUACUUGAGUAGUACUGUUUAAUCUGAUUUAAUUUGAGAAAAUUAUGUAAUCAUACAGACAAAAUAUAAACUUAUGUGCAGAUUUUAGUACUCAGAAUAAUAAAAUAAAAAGCGAGUAAAAACAAAUCACAUCAUUAUCAAAAUAACAAAUUCAGCCAGAAACAAAUCACGUUUCCAAAUCUCAGUUUUCCAAAACAUAAAACUUUUAACAAAAUACAACAGUACAAAGUACCCACAGUGACAAUAUCUACUGUUUACUGUAUAUUCACUUGACCUUCAAAUGGUACAUCAGGCUCAGCAACAAGACAAUUCAGGGUGCUUUACAUGAUGAAAAAAUAAGAAAAUAAAUCAUACAAAAGUACAUUGCAGUAGCCUAAAAGGGAAAAAAAAGUUGCACUACAGACUGAAAUAAUGACGUUUCAGUUAAUAAUUUAAAUAAAACAAAAUAGUCAAGAGCAGCUCUGAACAAAUGUUUUUUUACCUUGAUUAAAAUAAAUUAGAGGUUUCAGCAUUUUUGCAGUUUUCUGGAAGUUUUUUUUCCAGAUUAGUGGAGCAUAGGAACUGAAUGCUUCUGUUCCAUGUUUGGUUCUGAUUCUGGGGAUGCAGAGUACAGAUAACAAACCAGAAGCCUCACCAGACACAUGUAUCUUUGCCUGGUGCCUUUUUAGGGUAAAACGUGUUUGUUCGGAAGAGGUUUACAGAGUCGCCAGGAAUUGUAUUCAAGCAAAAGAAGCGUUUCUUCAAAAUAAUAUUACUCAAGUAGAAGUAACUGAGUAAAUGUAACUUGUUACUACUACCCACCUCUGUGUAUGUGUUGAAUGGUGGGCGUGCUGCACAGCUAUGCAAGAAAAACCAUGCGCCUGGACCACAGAGAGCCACAACUCGGAGACUUAUGCACAACGGAACUCAUCAGGCUGGUGGAUUGUGAUUUUUUUCUUCUAUAAACGGUGAUGUCUCCGCCUAGGGCUUUCUCUUUGUGGCUGUUUUUGGUUCUCCUGGAGGACCGACUCCCCCGGGCUUCUGGUGCCAAGCAGCCCGGCAUCGCGCUGAAGAUCCGCGAGUGGAAAUUCUCCACCAGCGACAGGAUGCGGUGCACGUGGAGCGCGGGAGAAGCCGGAGACGCGGUGAAGGUGCGGAUGAACUGCGAGACGCCCGGGGCGCAGAGUCACGGCGGGAUCACCGAGACGAGCUGCGAGUACCUCGGCAGACCUCGGAGCUGUCCGGGCUUCAACUCCGACCCCACAGCCUUCUGGAGACAGGUAGCGCGCGCGUUCAAGAAGCUGCAGGGCAAGGUGUGCGCGGACAGGCGCGCGCUGGUGAAAGCCGGGAUGUGCAAGCGCGCGCACAGAGACGCGCACCUCAGGCUGGAUCCGAACAGCGUAAAAAAAAGCGCGACUGCUCCCACGACGCCGCUGCCUAUCCACCCGACGACCACGGCGUGCGUAAAGCGCGCAGAGCACCAGAGAACAGCGGACGAGUAUUGCAGCAGCUCCUGGGCCAGCCUGUGCGCUUUCUUCAUGUUCAUGGUGCAGAGCGAGGACUGCUAAGUCAGGCGGAGGCAGGAUUUACCUGUUAAUUAAAGACGACUUUAUUCAUUCAUUCCUUUACCUUUAAUUUCGUAACUUGUGGCCAGUUGGAAUACGUUUUCCUACAGGGGUGUCCAACGAAGUCCAGUUUGUUAUAAAUAAAUAAAAAUCUGAUAAGUGUGGUGUGCACAUGGAUUCAGUUCCCCUGAGUUACAGCUUUAAGUCCUUUAGGGAUUGUCAGCUUUGAACAUUUGGAGACAUGUUUGCACAUUUUCCAUUCUAAAAUAUCAAAGAUUCAGUCAAAUUGAAUGAGGAGUGUCUGUGAGCAUCCAUUUUCAAGUCUUGCCACAGAUUACCAGUUAGAUUUAUGUCUGGACUUUGACUAGGCCACUCUAACACAGGUGGACUCUAUUGAAUAACUAGCUGACGUCUGAAGGUCAUUGUUUGCAUUAGAGUUUAUUUAGGGGUAUGAGAGUUAAGGGGUCUGUAUGCAGGAAUGUUUCAGAUUCCUUUUUUUAAAACAAAAUAGUAACCCAUUAUUCAUUUUCCUUCUACUUCAUAAUUAUGCCAUACUUUGUGUUGGUCGGUUGUGUGAAAAUCAGAUAAAAUCCUGUGAUUAUUGUGGUUGUGACGGCAAAAUGUGGAAAGCUCUGAAAGCUAUGAAUUAUUUUUGCAAUGUAUUGUAAUAUGUGAUUUUAACUAGUCAAACCAUUUACAGUUUCUGUAAAAUAAUCUAAUACUUCAUGCUGUUUCAAGUGGUAUUUCUUUCAAUAAACUACUUGAAAUGGCCUUUUUUCUGGAUAGGAUUUUAUUCUGAAUUGUAACCCCAGUUUAAAUUUACAUGCAUGUCUUCAGCAGGUCUUCUGAAGGUCUGAGUAAUGUUCCAUAGAGACCUCAUGUUCUCAUUUCAGCCUGUUCUAAUUUAGGCAUUAAAUGAUGAUGCUAUCACAAGUACUGGCAAAACUGAAAUGCAGCUUUUUACACUUUGAAGACAUAUUUUCUUCUACCUCUGUCCAUCAGUUGGGUAAAAUGUGUCAACAAAACUGUAUUUAUUCACCAAAUAAAUAUUUAUUUAACUGUU